Messenger RNA from Propithecus coquereli (Coquerel's sifaka), 375 nucleotides. It is a transcript of the gene PSCA, whose product is annotated as prostate stem cell antigen. Lineage: Eukaryota; Metazoa; Chordata; Mammalia; Primates; Indriidae. The record is from RefSeq and is a predicted model, not a curated record. The coding region runs from base 1 to 375 and encodes 124 amino acids. The transcript is spliced from 3 exons.
AUGAAGGCCGUCCUCCUUGCCCUGUUGGCCGCUGGCCUGGCCCUGCAGCCAGGCCACGCUCUGCAGUGCUACUCCUGUGAGGCCAAGGUGAGCAACAGCGACUGCCAGCACGUGCAGAACUGCAGCCAGUCGGACACCCAGUGCUGGACCGAGCGCAUCCGCGCUGCCGGCCUCGUGACCUUCCUCAGCAAGGGCUGCACCUCGCACUGUGUGGACGACUCGCAGAACUACUACGUGGGCAAGAAGAACGUCACGUGCUGCUCCACCGACCUGUGCAACGCCAGUGGGGCCCACACUCUGCAGCCGGCUGUCACCACCCUGGUGCUGCUUACCUCGCUGGGCGGCCUGCUGUUCUGGGUCCCCAGUCAACUCUAG